AUGGUAAAUCAGCUUUUACAGUUUUCAAGGGCUAAGAAAAUAUCUUCUCAAAACCACACUGUAGUGAGGGAAUUCAUUCUCUUGGGACUCACAGAGGAUCCAGUGCUAGAAAAGAUCCUGUUUGGGGUGUUUCUGGUGAUCUACCUAAUCACACUGGCAGGGAAUCUGUGCAUGAUCCUGCUGAUCAAGACCAAUUCCCACCUCCAAACGCCCAUGUAUUUCUUCCUUAGCCACCUCUCCUUUGUAGACAUUUGUUAUUCCUCCAACAUUACUCCAAAUAUGCUGCAUAAUUUCCUCUCAGACCAGAAGACCAUCUCCUAUGCUGGAUGCUUCAUGCAGUGUCUUCUCUUCAUUGCGCUGGUGAUCACUGAGUUAUAUAUCCUUGCUUCCAUGGCAGUGGAUCGCUAUGUUGCCAUUCGCAGCCCUUUACAUUACAGCACCAAAAUGCCCAGGAACAUUUGUAUCUCUCUAGUCAUGGUCCCUUAUACUUUUGGCUUCCUCAGUGGACUCUCUCAGACACUGCUGACUUUUCACUUGUCCUUCUGUGGCUCCCUUGAAAUCCAUCAUUUCUACCGUGCUGACCCUCCUCUUCUAAUGUUGGCCUGCUCUGACACCUAUGUCAAGAAGACGGCAAUGUUUGUAGUCGCUGAUUUUACUCUCUCAAGCUCCCUCUUCAUCAUUCUCCUGUCCUACCUUUUCAUUAUUACAGCUGUCUGGAGGAUCCGUUCUGCUAAAGUCAGGCACACAGCCUUUUCUACCUGUGCUUCCCACCUUACAACAGUCACCAUAUUUUAUGGAACCCUCUGCUGCAUGUACUUAAGGCCCCCAUCUGAGACGUCUAUAGAGGAGUCCAAAAUAAUUGCAGUCUUCUAUACGUUUUUGAGCCCAAUGCUGAACCCAUUGAUCUACAGUCUAAGGAACAAGGAUGUGAUCCAUGCCAUGCAGCAAAUGAUUAAGGGAAAUCUCUUUCAUAAAAUUGCAGUUUAAGCAUGUGUUCAUUUGUCAUUACUAAGUGUCAGUGAUGACGUGGUGACUCCCUUCAAAGAACAAACCUACUAUUCUAUAGUCAUGAUUUGUUUAUCUUCAUGAACUGUCAAUGACAUUAGCUAAAUUCUCCGCAAAAUUAAUACCUU
This is a messenger RNA of Diceros bicornis minor, 1133 nucleotides long. RefSeq names its product olfactory receptor 5M10-like. Gene Ontology annotation, molecular function: odorant binding; olfactory receptor activity; G protein-coupled receptor activity. Gene Ontology annotation, cellular component: membrane. Gene Ontology annotation, biological process: sensory perception of smell; G protein-coupled receptor signaling pathway. Bases 1 to 987 code for a protein of 328 amino acids. The record is from RefSeq and is a predicted model, not a curated record. NCBI's taxonomy places the organism in Eukaryota, Metazoa, Chordata, Mammalia, Perissodactyla, Rhinocerotidae. The transcript is spliced from 2 exons.